This is a messenger RNA of Chanos chanos (milkfish), 3765 nucleotides long. It is a transcript of the gene stk11ip, whose product is annotated as serine/threonine kinase 11 interacting protein. The record is from RefSeq and is a predicted model, not a curated record. Gene Ontology annotation, biological process: intracellular protein localization. Gene Ontology annotation, molecular function: protein binding. Gene Ontology annotation, cellular component: cytoplasm. Lineage: Eukaryota; Metazoa; Chordata; Actinopteri; Gonorynchiformes; Chanidae.
AUGUUAUGAAUUACAUGACUUCUGAACUGACCAAAGGAUUUGGACAGAUUGUUCUCCGGGACUACAUGUUCGGUGGCACAUAAGGAUGUCUGUAAGCCCAGGAGGCCCCUCUACCCUUGUGCACAGCCUCGCCACGUUGCUAAGGAACAACGGUGACUCUGUGUUGGAUGGUACGAGUACUCUAACUCUCCAGGUGAGUUACCUGCAGCACCUGACCCAGCUCUUCGAACAGCACCUGCUCUCGCGGACUCACCAGCACGGAUUCCUGGCCCUCCCCUCCCACCCGGCCGACACCACCUCACUCCUGCAAGUCCAGUUCCUCUUCGACAUACUGCAGAAGGCCAUCUCUGUGAAGCUUAUAAACCCACCUGGCUCCAGGCUUCAGUCUGUGGUGACAAUCUUCCCCUUCAAAUCUCUCAAGCGUUUAGAGCUAAAGCGUAUUCCUCCUCACUGUCUGGAGGGUUUGCGGGGUGUCUACUCCCAACUGGAGGUCUUCACAUGUUCCAGAAGUCUCACUUCACUGGAGGAGCUGCUCUCUAUGUGCGGAGGAGAUCUGAGCUCCGCUCUGCCUUGGUUGGAGCUCCACACCCUGAACUUCAGCUACAACUCCAUCAGCUGCCUGGACGAGUCUCUGAGCUUGCUGAACGUGCUGAGGUCGCUCGAUCUGAGUCACAAUAAGAUUCAGGACUGCGCUGAGUUUCUAAAGUGCCUGAGUGAACUGGAGCAUCUGAACCUUUCCUACAAUAACCUGCAGAGGGCGCCAGAGUUAGGCCUAAGUGCCAGAGGCAAACUGGUCACCCUGAUCCUUAGAAAUAACGAACUGGAGACCAUUAAUGGGGUGGAGCAGUUAGCCUCUCUCCGGCACCUGGACUUGGCCUAUAACCUCCUGAUGGAGCACUCUCAGCUGUCUCCUCUCUCCAUCCUGCACAGCCUCAACACGCUGGUCCUGGAGGGAAACCCCCUUUACUUCCAGAAAACUCACCGAACCUCCACUGUGUGCCAUCUCUCCCGAAAAGCCGCCUUCCAACGGCUCCGACUGGAUGGCGUUCCCUUGACCGCGGCUGACCUGUCGGUCCUGCCUAAACCCGGGCAGAGAAAUGGUCAGCUGACUCAGACCGUGUACCCAGUCCCCGCUGUGCCAGAGCCCGGGGUCGAGGACGUCUCCAGCGGGGGAGGGGAGUUCACUGACAGUGUGUCCGUCAGCGAAGCAGGACUCGCCCGCAACCGGAAGAAGAAGUCCAGGUCCAAGGUGAGGGUAAGGAGAGCCAGUAUCUCCGAGCCCAGCGACACAGACUACGAUUCCAGAGGCCAGGCCAGUCAUGCAGAAAUUGUGCUGCACCACCAGAAGGACAUUGAGCGGAUGGACAGCUUCCGGGAGAAGCUGGGUGAGGACUGGCUUCGUUAUCAGCAUCACCUGGACGGCCCGCAGACGGAGAAGGCGACGGCACAGGUCCUCGUAAACAGCCACGGAACGCCGUCUCCGCCCCCCCCGGCCAAACCCGACUCUCAGCCCCCACCGCCGGAGUCCCUGCCCCCGCCUCUGCUCGCCUCCGAACCCAAGAGGAAGGGCGGGGAGGAAGAGGAGGAAAAGGACGAAGAGGAGGGUUCGGACCCCGAGCCUGAGACGGAGUCGACCCUGCAGUGGACCGGCCACAGUCCUCCAAACACGGAGUCCACGCUGGAGACCAGCCUGGCCGAGCCACAACCCCCGGACGGAGAACACGCCAAUCACAGUCCACACGAGGAACCGGAGGAGGAACUGGGAGUGGACCUGUGUCUGCCCCUGCUGGUGGGGGUGCUCUCUGACGAUGAGGAGCAGAGUGAGAGGAAGGCCUCACAGCCGUUCUUCCUGAGGGUCAAACAGGGUCACCUGCUGGAGGUCGACAUGCAUCAGGGUCGCGUGAGGACACGGCUGGAGCUGGACAGUCUCCGAGAGGUCGCAGCCACCCAGGUCACGUGGACAGAGAAGGGAGAGGAGAAGCUUCUCCCAGGCCUAGAGCUCCACUUUCGCUACAUCAAUCGGGAGAAGUGUAGGCGCUGUUACGCCAUGUUGGACGAUGAUCCCCAGCAGGCUGUGGAGACGUUGACGGACAUCCUGUCACACGUGGCGGAGGAGAACGAGCGACAGAUAGCGAAUGAGAAGCCGCGGAGCGUCCGGCUGCAGUGCCUGAAAUGCCGUGAGGAAUUCUUCCAACGAGAACCCACGGAGACCGGCAGAACCGCCCUCUCCGAACCGGACGAUUCGCUUCUGCCUCUGCGGCUCGGAACGAGGGAAGGACAAGAGGGGGGAGUGGAGGAGAGAGAGGACAGAGGGAACGGUGAAGAAAAUACCGUAAUAUGCUCAAAGUGCGGGAGUGAUCAUGUGGUCCAGCUGGCUGGCCAAUCAGCACCCUCCACCAGUACUCCUGUCCCACCCCAGGCAGGGCAGACAGGUGACACCCAGCGCUUUACCUUUGACGAGACAGAGACCCCAGUGCAACCUCACCAAAACAUACUGGACGACCCGUCUGUGGUCCAGGAAAGCCCGCUCCGGAUGACCGGGGUCAACGAGUCCUCCACUGCGGACGGGGAGCCCACCGACGCGUUCCAUACAGCCACCAGUAACCUCUCCGUCACCGGGGACAGCGAGGGCCGUGACACCCCCGACCACAUCCCUUCCCAACCAAUCACAAAGCUCAGCUUCCACACGCCAGAUAAUCACGAUCGCUCCGCGGAGAGCAGGGAAGAGGAACUGGCCGGAAGUUACUGCUACACUGGUCCCCAGAACCCCCUGCCUUUCCCCCUCCCCGAUGAAGGAUCCGACUCCGGUCAGUUUGACUUGCUCUGUGAAGAGGCGGAGACUGUGGAUCAUCGACUCAAGCUCUUCCUGGACGUGGAGGUCUUUGAGGGAGAGGAAGAGCUACGGUGCUUCCUCAAGAUGUCCACGGUGAAGUUUGGCAAUCCGGUGGAAUUCCCCUCUCUCAUGGUGGUGACAGACCAGAGCAUCUACAUCCUGGAGAUCACUUCCCAAUCUGAAGGGCAGCCUUCUGAUUGGCUGCAGAAGCGUGUCAGUCAUCGUGUGAAGGAGCUGAGUUACCUGGAGGUGGGACUAGGCUCUCAGAGUGUACAUAUGGAGUUUGAUGAGGGGGGGGCUGCGUACACACUGCUGGUGCGUGACGACGCCCGCUGCACACGCUUCUUCGGCCGUCUCACAGCUAUCGUCAGGGAGUUGGCCCAUAAGUCAGACAGCAAACUCAAGUCCAUCUCUACCACACGCCUCACCCCCCAGCAUCGCCUAUGGCCCCUGGUGUGCGAGGAAAGCCAAGCUAGCGAGGAGGAAGACUGCUCUCCCGCGUUUUUCUACCUGUUAGCCUUCCUCUGUCAAGAUGGUGCCUGGAGUUCUGUGACUGUUCUGGUCACUCGUGAAACUCUUUAUCUACUCGACGAAGACCACCAGUGGAGCAAAAGCCGCCCUGAGCCGACGGCCAAUGAAGACGGACAAACCUGUGUUGGGCGGGUCACAAUCAGGGAAACUCAGCCAAUCAGCUGUGUGAGCUCCAUUGGUCUGACUUCAUCUGACCCAUGCAGGGUAGACAUAAAACUUUACGAUGAGAUGGCUAAGGAGGAGCGGACAUGGGCUUUGCAGGCAGAAAAUGGGAAGCUGGUACAGGGUUUGGUGGACUGGGUGAAAAGCCAAUGGGAGGCCAUGUUUGGGGUCAAACUAACGACCAGCGUCCAAUGACAUCUGACCUGCUCCGCCCACCUGCAUCUCUCAGACUCUCUCUC